Molecule: messenger RNA, 8074 nt
Organism: Anopheles bellator
Lineage: Eukaryota; Metazoa; Arthropoda; Insecta; Diptera; Culicidae
Gene: alpha-Spec
Product: spectrin alpha chain
Exons: 7
Coding region: 1-7326 (2441 amino acids)
Biological process (GO): actin cytoskeleton organization
Cellular component (GO): cell junction; plasma membrane; cell projection
Molecular function (GO): calcium ion binding; actin filament binding
Source: RefSeq, a predicted model, not a curated record
AUGGAGCAAUUCACCCCCAAGGAGGUGCGCAUUUUGGAGAGCGCGGAAGACAUCCAGGAGCGGCGCGAUCAAGUGUUGAACCGCUACAGUGAGUUUAAGCUCGAGACGCGCCAGAAGCGCGAAAAGUUGGAAGAUUCGCGUCGCUUCCAGUAUUUCAAGCGUGAUUCGGAUGAGCUGGAAAGCUGGAUUAACGAGAAGCUGCAGGCGGCCAGCGAGGAGAGCUACCGCGAUCCAACCAAUCUGCAGGCGAAGAUUCAGAAGCACCAGGCUUUCGAGGCGGAAGUAUCGGCCCAUAGCAACGCGAUCGUCGUUCUGGACAACACCGGGCAGGAGAUGAUCAAUCAGGGCCAUUUCGCGUCCGAGACGAUCCAGCGACGGUUGGAUGAGUUGCAGCGUCUCUGGGAGCUGCUGCUGUCCAGGUUGGCGGAGAAGGGCAUGAAGCUACAGCAGGCGUUGGUGUUGGUGCAGUUUUUGCGCCACUGCGAGGAGGUAAUGUUCUGGAUCAAGGACAAGGAAGCGUUCGUGACGGCCGACGAGUUUGGGCAGGAUCUCGAGCACGUCGAGGUGCUGCAGCGCAAGUUCGACGAGUUCCAGAAGGAUAUGGCCUCGCAGGAGUACCGCGUGACGGAGGUGAACGAGCUGGCGGACAAGCUGCUGUUCGGUGGGCACCCGGAGCGCGAAACAAUCACGCGCAAGAAGGAGGAAUUGAACGAGGCGUGGCAGCGCCUGAAGCAGCUGGCCAUUCUGCGUCAGGAGAAGCUAUUCGGGGCGCACGAAAUCCAGCGCUUCAAUCGCGACGCAGAUGAAACGGUGGCGUGGAUUGCGGAGAAGGAUGUCGUGCUCUCGUCGGACGAUUAUGGGCGCGAUCUGGCCAGCGUUCAGGCGCUGCAACGCAAGCACGAAGGCGUCGAGCGAGAUCUGGCGGCUCUCGAGGAUAAGGUGGCUGCCCUGGGCACGGAAGCUGGUCGCCUGUGCAGCAUCCACGCCGAUCAUAGUGAGCAGAUUCGCGAAAAGCAAGCGGAAAUUGCCGCCUACUGGCAGUCGCUCACGGCGAAGGCGAAGGAACGCAAGCAGAAGCUCGAUGAGUCGUACUUUUUGCACCGCUUUUUGGCCGAUUUCCGUGAUCUGGUGUCGUGGAUCAACGGUAUGAAGGCGAUCAUUUCGGCGGACGAGCUGGCGAAGGAUGUGGCUGGGGCGGAGGCACUGCUCGAGCGCCACCAGGAGCACAAGGGUGAGAUUGAUGCCCGCGUCGAUAGCUUCAAGCUCACGACGGAAGCCGGUCGGCAGCUGCUGGAGCGCGAACAUUACGCCGCGGCCGAGGUGCAGGAAAAGCUAGCGGCACUCGAAAACGACAAAAGUUCGCUGCUGGUGCUGUGGGAAGAUCGGCGCAUUCUGUACGAGCAGUGCAUGGACCUGCAGCUAUUCUACCGUGACACGGAACAGGCGGACACGUGGAUGGCAAAGCAGGAGGCGUUCCUUGCGAACGAAGAUCUCGGAGACUCGCUGGAUUCGGUCGAAGCGUUGAUCAAGAAGCACGAAGAUUUCGAGAAGAGCUUGGCGGCGCAAGAGGAGAAGAUUAAGGCGCUCGAUGUGUUUGCGACAAAGCUGAUCGAUGGACAGCAUUACGCGGCCGAUGACGUUGCCCAGAGACGUGCAAUGUUGUUGGCCCGCCGUUCGGCCCUGCAGGAGAAAUCGUCCGUUCGGCAGCAGCUGCUCGAGGACUCGAACGGUUUGCAGCAGUUUGAGCGCGAUUGCGACGAAACUAAGGGAUGGAUCAGCGAGAAGCUAAAAUUUGCCACCGACGACAGCUACCUCGAUCCGACGAAUCUGAACGGUAAGGUGCAGAAGCACACAAACUUCGAGCACGAGUUGACGGCGAACAAGAGUCGUAUCGAGGACAUUACGGCCACGGGACAGACGCUGGUCGAGCGGGGUCAUUACGCAGCCGACAAGGUGAAUGCGCGCAUGCAAGAGAUCGUGACGCUGUGGGAAUCGCUGGUGCGCGCCUCGGAUAAGAAGGGUUGCAAGCUGCAGGAAGCAUCACAGCAGCAGCAGUUCAACCGGACGGUUGAAGAUAUUGAGCUGUGGCUGAGCGAGGUCGAGGGCCAACUGAUGUCCGAGGACUACGGUAAGGAUCUGACGAGCGUUCAGAAUCUGCAGAAGAAGCAGGCACUACUGGAGGCUGACGUAAUGGCCCACCAGGAUCGCAUCGAGGGCAUCAAGGUUGCGGCGAACAAGUUCGUCGAGAGUGGCCACUUUGAUGCGGACAAUAUCCGCGCAAAGGAAGGUGCCCUCUCGAAGCGAUACGCAGCGCUGGCGGAGCCGAUGGCUACGCGCAAGCAGCGACUGCUCGACUCGCUGCAGGUACAGCAGCUGUUCCGCGAUUUGGAAGAUGAAGCGGCCUGGAUUCGGGAGAAGGAACCUGUUGCCGCGUCCACCAACCGGGGCCGGGACCUGAUUGGUGUGCAGAAUCUGAUCAAGAAGCACCAGGCGGUGCUGGCGGAGAUCAAUAACCACGAGAAUCGUUGUGCCGGCGUCAUCUCAAACGGAGAACAGAUGCUGACCGAGCAGCCGACGUCGAGCGAAGAAAUUAAGCUGCGCCUGGACGCGCUCAAAGAUCAGUGGAACUCGCUGAAGGAGAAGUCGAACCAACGCAAGCAGGAUCUGGAAGACUCGCUGCAGGCGCACCAGUACUUUGCCGAUGCCAACGAAGCUGAGUCGUGGAUGCGCGAGAAGGAACCGAUCGUGUCGAAUCAGGACUACGGCAAGGAUGAGGAUUCGUCCGAGGCACUGCUGAAGAAACACGAGGCCCUCGUUUCGGACUUGGAAGCGUUCGGCAAUACGAUCCAGGCGUUGCAGGAACAGGCGAAGAACUGCCGUCAGCAGGAGACGCCCGUUGUAGACAUUACCGGCAAGGAGUGCGUGAUGGCUCUGUACGACUACACGGAAAAGUCGCCUCGCGAGGUGUCGAUGAAGAAGGGUGACGUGCUGACGCUGCUAAACUCGAACAACAAGGACUGGUGGAAGGUAGAGGUGAACGAUCGCCAGGGAUUCGUACCGGCAGCCUACAUCAAGAAGAUUGAUCCGGGGCUGAGCGCCAGUCAGCAAAAUCUGAUCGAUGGCCACUCGAUCGCGAAGCGCCAGGCGCAGAUCAACAGCCAGUACGACAAUCUGCUGGCAUUGGCACGCGAGCGCCAGAACAAGCUGAACGAAACGGUGAAGGCGUACGUGUUGGUGCGCGAAGCGGCCGAUCUGGCGACGUGGAUCAAGGACAAGGAGAGCCACGCCCAGAUCAAGGACGUUGGCGAAGACCUGGAGGAAGUGGAGGUGCUGCAGAAGAAGUUCGAUGACUUCAACGACGAUCUGAAGGCGAACGAGGUCCGGUUGGCGAAGCUGAACGAGAUCGCCAUCCAGCUGACGUCGCUCGGUCAGACGGAAGCCGCACUGAAGAUCAAAACUCAGAUCCAGACGCUCAAUGAAGAGUGGGCCACACUGCAGACGAUCACUCAAGAGCGGGCCAGCCAGCUCGGAUCGGCCCACGAAGUGCAGCGGUUCCAUCGGGAUGUGGACGAAACGAAGGAUUGGAUCGCGGAGAAGGAAAACGCGCUGAACAACGACGAGUUGGGUCGGGACCUGCGGGGCGUGCAGACGUUGCAGCGCAAACACGAAGGACUCGAGCGUGAUCUGGCCGCUUUGCAGGAUAAGAUUCGCCAGCUGGACGAAACUGCCAACCGGUUGAUGCAAUCGCAUCCGGACACUGCCGAGCAAACGUACGCCAAGCAGAAGGAAAUCAAUGAGGAGUGGCAGCAGGUGGUGACGAAGGCACAGCAGCGCAAGGAGAAAUUGCUCGACUCGUACGAUCUGCAGCGCUUCCUGAGCGACUAUCGUGAUCUGUCCGCGUGGAUCAGCUCGAUGAUGGGCUUGGUAACGUCGGAGGAAUUGGCCAACGAUGUGACCGGUGCGGAAGCACUGAUCGAACGUCACCAGAACCAUCGUGCCGAAAUAGAUUUUCGUUGCGGUAUCCCGCAGGAGCACCGGACGGAGGUAGAUGCUCGUGCUGGCACGUUCUCUGCGUUCGAGCAAUUCGGCAACGAGCUGCUCCAGGCAAACCACUACGCCGCACCGGAGAUUCAAGAGAAGAUUGAAAAUCUGGCCAAGGCGCGCGAGGAGCUGGAGCGUGCCUGGACGGCGCGACGUUUGCAGCUAGACCAGAACCUGGAUCUUCAGUUGUAUCUACGCGACUGCGAACAGGCCGAGAACUGGAUGAGUGCACGUGAAGCGUUCCUGAAUGCGGAGGAGGUCGACUCGAAGGGUGACAACGUGGAGGCGCUGAUCAAGAAGCACGAGGACUUUGACAAAGCGAUCAACGGGCACGAGGAGAAGAUUGGUGCGCUGCAAGUGUUGGCGGAUCAGCUGAUCGCGCAAGAGCACUAUGCCGGCAAGCUGAUCGAUGACAAGCGGCAGGAGGUGUUGGACCGCUGGCGUCACCUGAAGGAGGAUCUGAUCGAGAAGCGUUCGCGACUCGGCGAUGAGCAGACGUUGCAGCAGUUCUCACGCGAUGCGGAUGAAAUCGAAAACUGGAUCGCCGAAAAAUUGCAGCUGGCUACGGAGGAGAGCUACAAGGAUCCGGCGAACAUUCAGUCGAAGCACCAGAAGCACCAGGCUUUUGAGGCUGAACUGGCGGCCAACGCCGAUCGUAUUCAGAGCGUGCUCGCAAUGGGCAGUAACCUGAUCGAUCGCAAUCAGUGCAGCGGUUCGGAGGAGGCCGUGCAGAAGCGCCUGACGCAGAUCGCUGAUCAGUGGGAGUACUUGACGCAAAAGACGACGGAAAAGUCACUGAAGCUUAAGGAAGCAAACAAGCAACGCACGUACAUUGCCGCGGUGAAGGAUCUGGACUUUUGGCUGGGCGAGGUGGAGAGUCUGUUGACGUCGGAAGACGCUGGCAAGGAUCUGGCGUCGGUGCAGAAUCUGAUGAAGAAGCAUCAGCUGGUUGAGGCGGACAUUCACGCGCACGACGAUCGCAUCAAGGACAUGAAUGCGCAGGCGGAUUCGUUGGUCGAGAGCGGCCAGUUCGACAGCGCCGGCAUUCAGGAGAAACGACAGUCGAUCAACGAGCGCUACGAACGCAUCCGCAACCUGGCCGCUCACCGUCAGGCUCGGCUGAACGAAGCGAACACACUGCACCAGUUCUUCCGUGACAUUGCGGACGAAGAGAGCUGGAUCAAGGAGAAGAAGCUGUUGGUCGGAUCGGACGAUUACGGACGUGAUUUGACCGGUGUGCAGAACCUGAAGAAGAAGCACAAGCGCCUGGAGGCAGAACUGGCUUCACACGAGCCUGCCAUUCAGGCUGUGCAGGAAGCGGGCGAAAAGCUGAUGGAUGUGUCGAACUUGGGUGUGCCGGAGAUUGAACAGCGUUUGAAGGCGCUAAAUCAGGCGUGGACCGAGCUGAAGGGUCUGGCGGCUACCCGUGGCCAGAAGCUGGACGAAUCGCUGAUCUAUCAGCAGUUCCUGGCGAAGGUUGAGGAGGAAGAGGCCUGGAUCACCGAGAAGCAGCAGUUGCUGUCGGUCGAAGACUACGGUGAUUCGAUGGCCGCCGUACAAGGUUUGCUGAAGAAGCACGAUGCUUUCGAGACGGACUUUAAGGCCCAUCGCGAUCGCUGCUCGGACAUCCGCGAUCACGGCCAAACGCUGGUCACGAACAACAAUCAUCACGGGGACAGUAUUUCGCAGCGCUGCGUGCAGCUGGACAGGAAGCUGGAGAAUCUGCAGGCGUUAGCCACACGACGCAAAACGGCACUGUUGGACAACUUUGCCUACUUGCAGUUCAUGUGGAAGGCGGACGUGGUGGAGAGCUGGAUUGCCGAUAAGGAGAAUCACGUCAAGUCGGAAGAGUUUGGCCGUGAUUUGUCCACCGUUCAAACGUUGCUCACCAAGCAGGAGACAUUCGAUGCUGGUCUCUCAGCGUUUGAGCAUGAAGGCAUCCACAACAUCACGGUGCUGAAAGAUCAGCUGAUCAGCACCAGCCACGCCCAGUCGCCGGCGAUUUUGCAGCGCCACGAAGACGUGCUGACCCGCUGGCAGAAGUUGCGGGCUGAUUCGGAGGCUCGCAAGUAUCGGCUGCUGAACAUGCAGGAUCAGUUCCGUCAGAUCGAGGAUCUGUACCUAACGUUCGCCAAGAAGGCUUCGGCGUUCAACUCUUGGUUCGAGAAUGCGGAAGAAGAUCUCACCGAUCCAGUGCGUUGUAACUCGAUCGAGGAGAUCAAGGCAUUGCGCGAGGCCCAUGCCGCCUUCCAGGCGUCACUGUCUUCCGCUCAGGUCGACUUCCAAGCUUUGGCGGCCCUGGAUCAGAAGAUUAAGAGCUUCAACGUGGGGCCGAAUCCGUACACCUGGUUCACGAUGGAAGCGCUCGAGGACACGUGGCGCAACCUGCAGAAGAUCAUCGAGGAGCGCGAUGCUGAGUUGGCGAAGGAAGUCCACCGCCAGGAGGAGAACGAUAAGCUGCGCAAGGAGUUUGCCAAGCACGCCAACCUGUUCCACCAGUGGUUGACGGAAACGAGAUACAACAUUCUUGGCUGGGAUCUGAAUGGAACGUCGCUGAUGGAUGGUUCCGGUUCACUGGAAGAGCAGUUCGAGGCACUGUGUCACAAGGCGAACGAAAUUCGUGCUCGGCGUGGUGAUUUGAAGAAGAUCGAAGAGUUGGGUGCAACGCUGGAGGAGCACUUGAUUCUAGACAAUCGUUACACCGAACACUCGACGGUCGGCCUGGCGCAGCAGUGGGAUCAGCUCGAUCAACUGGCCAUGCGCAUGCAGCACAACCUGAAACAACAGAUCCAGGCACGCAACCAGUCGGGCGUGUCGGAAGACUCGCUGAAGGAGUUCUCGAUGAUGUUCAAGCACUUCGACAAGGACAAGAGCGGCAAACUGAACCACCAGGAAUUCAAGUCGUGUCUGCGAGCCCUCGGUUACGAUCUGCCCAUGGUGGAGGAAGGCCAACCGGACCCGGAGUUUGAAGAAAUCCUCAACGUGGUCGACCCGAACCGCGACGGUCAGGUGUCGCUCCAGGAAUACAUUGCCUUCAUGAUCUCGAAGGAAACAGAGAAUGUGCAGAGCUUCGAGGAGAUCGAAAACGCCUUCCGCGCAAUCACCGCCUCCGAUCCGCGUCCACGACCGUACGUCACGAAGGAGGAGCUGUACUCGAACCUCACCAAAGAUAUGGCCGACUACUGUGUGCAGCGCAUGAAACCGUACAACGACCCGAAGACCGGUCAUCCGAUCACGGGCGCACUGGAUUACGUGGAGUUCACCAGAACCUUAUUCCAAAAUUAAAUAUCCCCCAAAAACCGUGUUGUUUGCAACCUGCCUCUAUAUUCGUUUUGCUAUUACGAUCGAAUUUUUAACGCAUUUUGACGAUAAGUUCCGAAGAAAGUGGGGUCCGCCCGCGUGACGGGGACAAAUAAUAUAUUUACUUUGAUUUUAUAUAUUUAUAUAUGCGCAAGCGAAAUAAUGUGUAGCGUUUUAGACGCGUGUCCUUCCUUCCGCUGACAAAAUCAAAAACAACGUUCGUCGCUUCUUGUCUUCGCUUUUAGAAGCUCCGUAUCAUGGAUGGUAGCACGCGAACCUCAAAAGAUUAAAUGGAACAGAAAAAAUGGUUCAUUUCUGGUCAUUUUCUCGUUUGAAAUUGACUUUGAAUGAAAGCGUCGCUCUGAUAAACGCUCGUAGAAUGCUAUCUCUGUCGAAACGUGCUUGUUACGCGUAACAGUUUUACGCUAAACAUUUUACAUGCUCGCUAACAUCCAGUUAGAUGGGCACGAGGCCUUUGUUUACAGCAAAACCGAAGUCUUUACCUUUUGAACGCAUAAAACAAUAAUACCCCUUGGUAGGCGGAAGGAUGUGCAAGACGAAACAUUCAAAUAUAGUAAUAUAAUGACGCGCGCGUUGACGUUAUGAGCACUUCUGCACACAAAACAAACAUUUAUCUAAAUGUAUUACUAUUUAUCUCGUGCAUCACUCUAUGCAAAGCGAACGACAACGGUUCGCGAAAUAUUGGUACACUUUCUCCUUAAAAUACAUAUAC